AGUGUUGCUGUGGUAAAGAUGAGGUGAGACACUUUGCACAAGCUAAGUGAAAUGAGUUUAAAAGGAGUUCUUCUGUUUCGAAAUCCUUCUGGGCUGCACGAUUGUAAUGUGAUUGAAGAAGGUUUCAUACCUGAAGAGGAAAGGAAAUAACUGAUCCAUUCUUGACAUAAUUUUGACUGAACUUAGUUUAAGUUUGGAUGAACAAACAAGGAUGAUGUCGAGUUUGCUACUAUUCAAGAUGUGUUUUGAUGAAAGUCAUAUUGCCUAAAAGAAGUCAUUGCGAUCCUUUACUAACUGUACCAGCCGUCCCCUUCGCUGGACAGAAUCUCGUUGGCUUAGAAAGCAGAGUGAUUAAAGCAAGCUGCGUGUGUCAACGAUGGCUGUGGUUUACAUGGUGCUAGCUUAGAAAAACAACUGAAAGUGCGAGGUAAUGGAUUUCGGUUCCCGUAGUCAGAAGUGAUGUUAUGAUUUAAAAUAUUGAACUCCAGUUAUCAUAGCAAACUGUAAGUGCCUCUUGUCAGUGGCUCAUUCGUCACCUUGCCCACCGAAUCGAAGCUCUGUGUUGUCAAAAAAUGCCAAUGUAGCUUUUACAGGGUCGUUAAUUGUCCUUUGUUUCUCCCACGACACUACUCAGUUAUACGCUCUGAGCUAAUUAUCUGAAGUUCUUUCUUUUAAUCUUUGUUCCGAAGUAAUUUGCUUUUCGUUUAGAUUCAUUGGAAGACAAUUGCGUCGCGCAUGGCUGGCUUUGUAUGAAACUUACACCGCUGCUUUGAAGCCGUGCUCUGAUUGGUCACGCAAAUACCAAUGCUUUAUGUGAAUGUCUCUUGAGAGCAGCUCCCAUGCGCUCCUGCAGUCAUUGCCUAGAAACGGUUUCGACGCUAACCCAAAAAAACACAAGAAGUCGUAGACGAUUGUGGCAAACGAUCCUCUGCGGAAAAAAUACCACUGUAUGGAAUCACAGUGAAAUCUUCCUUCCGGUAGUGCGUGCGUUGAGAGUGGUUUUUGUCUUGAGAGGUCCGAAUUCCAUCACUCGUUUUUCUGGAGGAGUUCGCGAAAAUUUGGGAAGACAACCUAUAAUGUAAUUAAAACUUGAACUUUAGUACCCUACCAUCGAGGAACUUAGCUCUACACGCGAGAAAUUACUCAGAUUUUCCAUAUUUCGUCGAAAGUUCAACGAAGUACUGGCUUAUCGGCGACAGGGACUUCAAAAGUCAACGUUUUGUUUAAUUUUGACUCUCCCUAGCGACAACAUUUUGUUACAAAUUGCGGGGGAAUCUUAUUUGUGUGUGAUCAUCCGAUUUACGGCUCGUGUUCUUCUUGGUUAGCUACGCAGUAACAUGUGAAAUCAGCUUUUCGAAUAAUUGAGUGAACUGUCGAAACUUUCUCUUAAUUGCGGUCGAAAGGAUAUUAAAAAAAUUCCCAUUUAUCGUGGUAGGGAUUCCGCAGUUGUUAACUUUCGUCUUUAAUUAUUAAAUUUGUUUGCUUGGAAGAUCCGAGUUUACUUAGCGACUCGAGGACUUGACCAUUUAGUUGCCAAGACACCAACGAGAAAAGAUGACUACACGGAGUUCGCCGAUUCUUGUGCCUCGUUACACGGAGAAAGAUUAUCUCCAGAGUCUAAACGAUCGCUUUGCUUCCUACAUAUCUCGCGUGCGACAAAUGCGCGAGCAAAGCGGCCGUAUGGAAACAGUGAAUCUUACAAACACAACCAAGAUUCUAGAAGAUGAGAUGGUCGCUCUGAAGGGCAUGUACGAACGCCAACUAGAAGAGCUGAGGAACAAACUCGAAGAAAUGGCUCGUGAAAGAACACAGCAUCAAUUGGCUGCAGCGAAAAAUUCUGCUUUAGUGGCAGAGCUUCAGGACAAAUUAGGGGAAGAGACCAGUGCCCGCCAAAAGUUAGAAAAUGCUCUAGCAGAUGCCCAGCGAGUUAUUGCAGAAAAGGAGGCGCUGUUACAGGAUGCAAGAGUGACCACCACUCAACAUCAGAAUGCUCACAUGGAUACAAAACGGGACAGAGAUGGGCUUCAAUCUGCACUAACACAAACUCAACAAGCAUUAGAUACAGAGGUGGCAGCAAGAACUGAUCUGCAGACUGUUGCCAAUCAGCUCAAAGAUAAACUCAACUUUCAGCAGCAGCUUCAUGAAAAGGAGUUGCAUGAGAUGCGAUGUCGUCUGGAUGAUGCUGAAAGGACUAUCUUGUUGGCUGAGGAAAGAUUGCAUGAGCACAAUAUUAUUGAUGAAAAUUUGUCAGCUAUGUUGGCCAAAGUGAAGCUGCACAGUGAUGCCGAGUUGCGACGAUUCAAAGAGGAGGCAGAAAUCUCUUAUCACAAUGGGAUGAACCAGAUCCGAGCACAGUUGGAUAGUGAAAGCAGAAACCUUGCAGCUGCCACAGAUGACAACAUCCACUUGAAGGCUCAGGUUGAGUCUGUGCAUUCUAAGAACAUCAACCUGGAAGCCAAGUGUUCUAGUUUGGAAGCCCAAAAUGCUGGCCUUAUUCAAAACCUGGAAAUGGAACGCCAGCAGGCUGCAAACACCAUAAAGAAUCUGGAGGCUAAGUUGCGAGAGCUGCAAGAAGCCCUGAUGGCCAAGGUGAGAGAGCUGGGGCUGGCAUACAAUGCCCAUCUACCACUUGACCUAGAACUGGAUGCAUUUGCCACUCUAUUGGAGGCUGAGGAGAGGAGGUUAAACCUGGCCAUGGAAAGCAAGGUACCUCUAACUCCAGUCCGCUCUCGUACCUGGCAUGCCACUACAGAGAAGGUUCCUAUCCCAACUGUCAAACGACCAGCUACCACUCUGGGUAUCACACAUCCCCCUGCUGUUACAAGUACUGCAGUGAUAAGGCGUCCUGUGACACGACCCAAGACUACAGCAGGUACCUUGACUGGCACUAAAGUAAAGCCUGUAGUCCAGCCCAUAACCACUAGCAGUCCAUACCGCCACUCAUGGUCUUAUGUACCAAACUUUGUGGACUAUCACAGUCCUACAUCAAGUCAUACAGGAAAUGUCCGUAUCUUGGAGGUCAACCCAGAUGGUAACUAUGUGAGAAUCUUCAACACAUCCGGUUUCAAAGAUGAAGAGAUUGGCGGGUACAUGGUUCAACAGAAUGUUGCUGGAAGACCAGUGACAGUCUUCCGUUUUCCUCCAAGAACCCGGCUGAAGGCAUUGUCACACGCUACUGUGUGGUCGGCUGCAAGUUUGUCCAGGCAUAACCCUCCAUCAGACUUCUUGUGGAAAGAGCAGCACAAGUGGGGAACUGGACCAGAAUGUACCACAAUACUUUGCAAACCUAAUGGACAGGCUGUGGCAUGGACCACUGCUGCCUAUCCAUUUGGCGUCCCGAACCAAAUUCCCACGCGGGACACGGGACCGAUUGUCUUACCAGAGAGUGGGGAGCCAGCUAAGGAGAAGACACCUCGUUCUCCAAGGACUAAACUCGGCGGCCACGAUGCUAUGAGCAUGCAUCCACAAGCGAGAUCGCAGACGGAGAGGCCGGACCCUUCUGGGGCUAGUCGAACUGGAGGAGCACCUCUAAGAAAGUUUACUGGGACGUCUCUACCAAACAGUAAGAGUUCGGCCUCUAAAAUUGGCCAGGGAGGAUCCAUACGGGUUCUGCCAGCAACAGACUUCAGUUCACCGUCGCAGCAACAUCAAGACAGACUGAAUCAAAUUAAUAGUCAUCAAAGGGUUGAGUUCGCGCCGCCGAUGCCCAGGCCCUACGUCAUUGCUAACACAUGAUUUACACAUUCGCGAAGAAUAAAAUGGAAAAGAAUAGUGCGGAGUGGAGUAAUGAUAACAUUUCGUUGUUCACAGGAAUUUUUUUCAAAUUUAUACUAAACAAAAUUUGUAAAUAAACAGCCACUGCACGUAUAUGAAGGAACUAAGGCAAUGUCAUGUGAUGUGUGCACUAUUUUUCAAAGUUGUCAAUUGUUACUCAGUCAAAUGUCAACAAAGGAAGGGGAAAUGGAUUUCUUAGUCCGCGUUCGUUUCGGCAGUGAAAAAAUAGAAACUUUUGUUUUUACUAUAAAGGUAAGGAUCCCUUCGGAUUUGUUUAACCUGGUAAUUAGGCCUGAAAUAGCAUUUAAAGUAUCAUUAAUAAUUCUUUCCAUUUAUCUGGUUUAAGUGUAGUGAAGGAAAUUUGAUCGCGUACGAGAUACACCCUCUUCGAGCAACUCGGAGAAAAUUUAAAAUUCUCCGAAAUUGUUUUGAUGUUGAUGCUAAUGUCUUGUAAUGGUGGAAUUUAAACAUUCUGUCGAAAAAUUUCUCUAAUAGGUGUGGUACUUCUCAGUUCGGUGUAGCCUCCACAAGAAACAAAGUUUUCAUCUAGUUUUUAUGGUUUUGUUCGAAGUAAUGGUUCAUUUUACGUGAAGCGAUUUCAUUAACUUUAAUCAUAGAGAAAUAAGGGCUACUUUGCUUGAGCGCUGAAUGAAUUAUGGCCUCAAGUAUAGCGGUUUACGAAUAUGGUGGGAGUUCCUCUGUUUCCUUCAUUUGUUUUCGUUUAUGCGUCGAAGCUUCAACGUCGCUCUCCCCGGGCAACCUCCCGGGAAUUUGAAUUUUUGAACGUUGGUUUGUUCAAAUUCCAGCCCCCGAGGCAAAAAUUGUGUUCAAAUACCCCACCCAAUUUAUUUGCAGCAACCGUGACUUUCUACACAGUGACUAAGCUUGAAAACCUAGACCUUGCAGACCUUUUCUUCUUAACCAUUCGCUGGCGAAAGUGAACAAUUUUCCUCAAACACCUCCAUAUUUAGAGAUAGUACACUUGUAUUCCGCUGGAAAGACUGGACACGACUUCCUGUUCAAAUUUCCCACUCCACUUAGCCAGGCAAGGUUCAAGUUCCCCAUUCCCGGGCACGGACGACGGUCAAAUGCCCAAGGGUUGCCCGGGCUGUUGAAGCUUCGAAUUGAUCGGCGCAUUAGUUUGAGGUUAUUUUCUCCUCGUUGAACAGGUAGGACAUAAACAUGUUAUUGUUAUGUGGUGUGUGCGUGUGUGUGUAAGACCACCUGAGCUGGUUUAAGCUUUUAAUUUUCUAUUUUUUUUUUUCCUUUUUUUUCUUUUAAUUACAAUCAAGCUAGAGCAGAACUGGAUAUGAUCGUGACUGUUUCUUGCGAUUUUUUUCAUUCUUGUGUCUCGACAACAACGCUAGUGAUAAAGACAGUUACGUGGUUCAUAUCAGGAGUCAAAAGGACAAGGAGAGCCAGUUCUGAAUAAUAAUAUUGGCAUGACGUCACGUUUGGUUAUUUUUGUGUUGCAAAGGAAUAAAAAGACUUGAUUUCCCAUUCUUAA
Stylophora pistillata is the source of this 5281-nucleotide messenger RNA. RefSeq names its product lamin-B1.S. Gene Ontology annotation, cellular component: nuclear envelope; cytoplasm. The record is from RefSeq and is a predicted model, not a curated record. Lineage: Eukaryota; Metazoa; Cnidaria; Anthozoa; Scleractinia; Pocilloporidae.